CCUAUGCCGCCGCCGCCCAUGCCGCCGCCGUCCAACGGGGGCAAGGUCACCCCGAACCUGGCCAUGGACGCCGAGGGCACGCGCCUGCUCAACCUCACCGUCCUGCAGCGCCUCGACCCCGCCGUCGAGGACAUCCUCAUCACCGCCGCCCACGUCACCCUCUACGACUUCAACAUCGACCUCAACCAAUGGAGCCGCAAGGACGUGGAGGGGUCGCUGUUCGUCGUCAAGAGGAACACCCAGCCGAGGUUCCAGUUUAUCGUCAUGAACAGGCGGAACACGGAUAAUCUCGUGGAGGAUUUAUUAAGUGAUUUUGAAUACGAACUUCAGCCUCCAUAUUUGUUGUACCGUAAUGCUGCACAAGAAGUAAAUGGUAUUUGGUUUUACAAUCAACAGGACUGCGAUGCUGUAGCAAAUCUUUUUGGAAGGAUACUGAAUGCUUAUGCCAGAGUGCCUCCAAAAGCAAAAGUCCCUUCCGCCAUAAGCGAGUUCGAGGAAUUGGAGGCUGUUCCUACAUCUGCUGCAAUAGAUGGACCCCUUGAACCUCCGCCAGCAUCUACGCUUAUCUCUGAUACUCCUGAUGAAUCACUUGCCAAUUACUUUAGUGGCGCUGCAAGUAUCGGGGGUUUAUCAAGUGCGCCAAUGGUCGGAAGAGCUCAUCCAUCCACGGAGAGCACUGCAUCUUCCCACAUGACUAUUCAUUCUGCUGCUCCGGUGCAUCAAAUACCCCCUCCUUUAGGGGGUUCAUCAGCUCCACCACUGCCCCUCCAGGACACCCAUGCUGGCCAUUCCACAAAUCUCUUAACACCGGCAUUCUUUGCACCUCCCUCGUCGUCUUCUGCAUCAUUAGCGCCGCCAGCUUCCUCAAUGAUGCCGACUGCACCGCCUCUUCAUCCAACUUCAGUAUCUGCUCAAUACCCUCAGUAUGGGCAUGGCACCCCGCUACUCCAACCUUUUCCACCACCUGCACCGCCUCCUUCCUUUGCCCCUGCACACAAUGAAGGUCCCAUGAUUUCGCGGGAUAAAGUUAAGGACGCCCUUCUGAGACUUGUUCAGAGUGAUGAAUUCAUUGAUUUAGUUUAUCGGGAGUUGCAGAAUGCACAUAUGUAGACUUGCUUCCUAGGCUGCCUUGUCGCACGAUUGCUUCUGUUCUUUGUGAGUUUUGUAUUCUGGUCCUGGGAACUUCUGUAUAGCUUCGUGGUGAUGUGUUAUUGUAGAUUCUUUAUACUAGCAAUGGAUAGCAUUUAUGGUUUUGUUUCUGAACAACUAUUGGCAGUGUCAAUACGUUUGUGUAAUUGAGAAAAAUACAGAGUUUGUAAGGAUGUGUGUCUUGCUGCUUGGCAAUGACCUCAAAAUCAGUAUGAGGGUUUCAUGG
Messenger RNA from Lolium rigidum, 1375 nucleotides. Its product is annotated as mRNA-decapping enzyme-like protein. Lineage: Eukaryota; Viridiplantae; Streptophyta; Magnoliopsida; Poales; Poaceae. Gene Ontology annotation, biological process: positive regulation of catalytic activity; deadenylation-independent decapping of nuclear-transcribed mRNA; deadenylation-dependent decapping of nuclear-transcribed mRNA. Gene Ontology annotation, cellular component: P-body. Bases 4 to 1110 code for a protein of 368 amino acids. The transcript has 8 exons. The record is from RefSeq and is a predicted model, not a curated record. Gene Ontology annotation, molecular function: enzyme activator activity; mRNA binding.